Molecule: messenger RNA, 1704 nt
Organism: Cimex lectularius (bed bug)
Lineage: Eukaryota; Metazoa; Arthropoda; Insecta; Hemiptera; Cimicidae
Gene: Set8
Product: N-lysine methyltransferase KMT5A-A
Exons: 2
Coding region: 349-1218 (289 amino acids)
Molecular function (GO): histone H4K20 methyltransferase activity; protein binding
Source: RefSeq, a predicted model, not a curated record
UAAACGGUCUCCAGGUCAAAAUUGAGGGCGCCACUUGUUGAUCGGCUUGGGUUUCGACAGAUCCAAAUUCGAAAUUUCCUAAUCCUCCGCCCCUUUCACCGAGUGCGGCCGCUCGACGUUUAUCGCCACUCGCCAGGAGGCCGCCGGAGCGUUUGAAGCGGAGGGCCGACGACCCGGGAGACGAGGACCGAUCAAGGCGGAGGUUGGUAUUCACGUCCAUUGUUCAGUCUCCAAGAUGGAGUAAAUCGAGAGUCGGCCUCCCGAAAAUUGACUCCGUCUUCUUUUCUGCCCCGUUUGAAUGACGUGUUGCAGACAGUACAAGCAACAAAAUCAUCCAAACUGGGUGCGAUGGCGAGGGGUAGAAGGACCAAAGCGGCCCCUUGUACUAGGAAUGGGGAGAAUCGACUCAAAAGGAGAAAUUUGAAGACGGAGUUUCAAGGGAAACUUUCUCACACGAGCCCAAACGGUAAAAUAACAUCUUAUUUUGAAGGUGGUGAGAAAGAGGCCGAAUUGAGUUUGUUACGACUGUCACCGAGGAAGCAUGCAUCGACCGCUUCCAUCUUACAGCAGACCAACGGGUUCAUAACGACGAGCCCCCAUAGAAUAGAGAUUAAGACAGAAGCCCUACCUGAAGAGAAAUUAGAGAGAGCCCAAACUAAUGUCGACAAACCUCCGUUGGUGGAGUGCAAGACCGGGAAGCUAACAGACUAUUUCCCGGUUAGACGGAGCGAAAGAAAAACUAAAAAGACUGUGCUAGAGGAAAGACAGAAAAACAUUGAGGAGGCUGUGCUAUCGAAAAGAGAGGAUGGUCUCGAGGUUCACAUGUUUCCUGGAAAGGGGAGGGGAAUCGUAGCCAAAAGGAACUUCCUCAGAGGUGAUUUUGUAGUCGAAUACGCCGGAGAGCUUAUUUCGCUUGAAGAGGCCAAAAUUAGGGAAGCCAUUUAUUCACAAGACCAAAACACAGGAUGUUACAUGUAUUACUUUAUGUACAAAAACACCCAAUUCUGCGUUGAUGCAACUAUAGAAUCGAGUAGGCUUGGGCGCCUGGUGAACCAUUCUAGAAAUGGUAAUCUUGUAACUAAAACUAUUUACGUUGGAGGCAAGCCAAGGCUUGUACUCAUAGCAAAAGAAGACAUAAAAGUUGGUGACGAACUUACUUACGACUAUGGAGAUAGGAGUAAAGAAUCGUUAAAAUACCAUCCUUGGUUAGCCCUUUAAGUAUUAAUUUGAUCUGACAACUGUUUUUAACUUUUACGGCUCUUCCCAGAGGUUAAAACUGAAUUUUUAAAAUGAAUGUACAAACUCAACUUAUGGUCUCUUUAGGUAAAAUAUAAGAAAUCUGAUGUACAGUAAUAAUUGUUAACUUUCAUUCGACAGAGCAGUUGUUACUAGUGUUGAUUUAUUAAGACUGUUAAAACAAUUAUUCAAAUCAUCUUGUAAAUUACUGAUGUAAUAUAUUUAAAUCUAGUUGAAAUUUUAGAAUUAAAACUAUUUUAUUAUCACAAAGAUUGUUCCUGAUUAAAAACUUCUUAUGUGAAUAUUAAGUAAAUUGUUUUAGUUGUGUUAGCCUUAACCUUUAUUUUUAAAAUUGCACAAAUCAACCUCUAUGAAUUAUGUACACUUGACUAUUCCUAGAUGUAAUUUGUUUAAUGAUAACAGCCAUAUUUAUUAUAUUUAUAUUAAAUAAAGUGUCCUAAAUAUCAA